Paramecium sonneborni is the source of this 1535-nucleotide messenger RNA. NCBI's taxonomy places the organism in Eukaryota, Ciliophora, Oligohymenophorea, Peniculida, Parameciidae. The record is from the annotation of a GenBank genome assembly.
AUGAACAAAAUUUCAAAGGAAGCUUUUGAAUAUUUGAAUAAGGUUCGUAAAGAUCCAAAGAUAGCAAUUCCUAAGUUAUAAGAACUUUUAUAGUAUUUUAAAGGGAAAACUCUUUAUAAACCAGGAGAAAUUGCAAUUAUAACAAAUGAAGGUGAUUCAGCUGUUAAUGGUAAAUAUAUAAUGAAUAUAAAUAUAUAUUAAGAAUGUAUAGAAUUUCUAAAUAAUCAGAAAUCUAUAGGUGAAUUAAAAUGGAGUAAAGGUUUAGAAUCUGCAGCAAGAGAUCAUGUUAAAGAUAUAGGAUCUAAAGGUUUAAUAGGUCAUAAUGGUUCUGAUGGAUCAUCUAUGAGUGAUAGAAUUGAAAGAUAUGGUGAAUGGGAAAUGACAGUAAGUGAAAAUAUUAUAUUUGGUUAAAAUACAGGAGAAGAUGGUAUAUAUUAUUAAUUUAAAUAUUAUAGUAAUAAUAUAAUCAAUUAUUGAUGAUGGUGUUUCAUCAAGAUUACGAAGAAAAAACUUAUUUAAAUCUGAAUUUGGUUUUGUAGGAAUUUAUGAUGGUUAACAUAAAAUUAAUAAAAGUGUUUGUAUCUUUGUUUUUGCAGCUACAUAUUUAGAUAAAAAUGGAAUGAAUGAUUUUUAAACAUAAAAAUAAAAAUAAAAUGAUUCUAAUAUUUAAUCUAAAUAAUAGGAUUCUUUUAAAAACUAAUAAUAAUAAGAUUCAGUGACAAAUAUUGCUAUAGAAGCAUUUGAAUAUUUGAAUUAAAUUAGAUAAGAUCCUAAAAUAGCCAUUCCAAAAAUAAAAGAAUUAAUUACUUAUUUUAAAGGUUUAGUUUGUUAUAAACCUGGUGAAAUACCAGUAUUAACAAAAGAAGGUCCUAAAGUUUUAGAAGGUAUUAUUAUUAAUUAUUUUUUAGAAUUAAUUUAAUAUUUAGAACAGUAAAAACCAUUAUCACUUUUAAAAUUUGAAAGAGGUUUAGAAUAAGCUUGUAUUGAUCAUAUUAAUGAUAUCGGACCAAAAGGUAUUUGUGAUCAUCUUAGUUCUAAUGGAUAAACAUUUAUUAAUAGAAUUUAAUAAUAUGGAGAAUGUAAUGGUAUUUCAGCAGAAAAUAUUAGUUUUGGUUAAAAAACAGGAUAAGAUGUUAUUUUAUAAUUAUUAAUUGAUGAUGGAGAAUCUUAAAGAAAACAACGUUAGGAUUGUUUUAAAUCUUAAUUUAAUAGUGUUGGAAUUGCAACUGGUAAUCAUUCAUAAUAUGGAACACUCUGUGUACUUGCAUUUGUGUAAGAAUUUAAACCUAAAGGUGUUUUAAAAUAAUAAGAAAUUUCAGAAAAACUUGGACCUGCUGAAGAAAAUCAAAGUAUUUAUUCUUCUACAAUUAGAUAAUAAUCCAUAUAUCAAAUACCCUAGACCUGAAUUAAAAAAAACACAAACCUUUAAAAAAUAUACUAUUUAAAAUGGAUAAUUUAUAAUAAGGAUUACAAAAAUUUAUGAGUUUUAAGAUGGUUCAAUCAAUACUGCAAUAUAAACAGUAACAGAUAAUUGA